ACUUCUCUUUUCAAACCAUGAUUGGAAGCUGGCUCACUUCUCUUUUCAAACCAUGAGUGGACGUUUUCUCAAGCCUUUUUCAAAAUCCGUUGCCUCAGUUGCUAGGCUUCAAGUUGUGAUAGGAAAACUAGUCAUAGUCACUCCUAAGAUGAUAGUAUGUUAGCAACAGCGCAUGCGUAGUCUUCGUACAGUAUCACAGCAGAUUCAGGGCCGCCAUGGCUGGAAAUGUAUUGGACAUUCUCAAGAGUUCGCUCCUCCAGGCCGUUCCCGCUGUGCUGGUGGCCGUGAGCGGCGGGGACGCGAGGGAGCAGCGGAUAGCACAGUGCAGGUACUAGUACAGUUGUUGGGGAAAAAAUCGUGUGGAAAUUAGAGGAUUGAGUAUCCUCUGGAGAAACUGGAAUGCCGCUUAAAACGCCGGCACACCGGCUGGAUUGGCGGCUAGGGUCCUCCGAGGAUAGUAAUAUCCGAGAAUAGCUAUUUUAGCCUGUCAUCAUCCUCGGAAUUGAAGGUAUUUUUUGGGAUUCUAAAAAGAAGCAUACAACUUUAGCGUCAUCAUCCUCGCGUUGCUUCCGCGGUGGAGGUCAACCGGUCUGACGUGUCACCUUCCCCCUUUUGUGGAGAUCAAACGGUCUGACGUGUCACCUUCCCCCUUUUGUGGAGAUCAAACGGUCUGACGUGUCACCUUCCCCCUUUUCUGGAGAUCAAACGGUCUGACGUGUCACCUUCCCCCUUUUCUGGAGAUCAAACGGUCUGACGUGUCACCUUCCCCUUUUUGUGGAGAUCGAACGGUCUGACGUGUCACCUCCCCCCUUUGCUCCCUUCCUUCCCUUUCGCUGCUGGCUUCAGCGCUGCGCUAUCCGAUGUGCUCGUUCUGCCGAAAUGCGAACUGUCAGGAAAGCGCGUGCAGUCGCUGGUCCACCCUUCCGACAGAGCCGCGUUUGAGGCAGCUGUGGGGGAGUGCGCGGCGGAUAGCAGUAGGCGGAAGCGGCAGGUCUGGGUGCGGCUGGCAGUGAGAGGGGCGGUCGAGGGGAGAACGGGGGGAGAGUUAGUGGGGGAGGGGGGAGAGGCGGGGGAGUCAGGGGAAGCGGAGAUGGGCGAAGAGCCGGGAGAGGAGAAGAGAGGGGGGGGGAGAGGGGAAAGGGGAGGAGCGAGUGAGUGGCGGUGGUUUGAGGUGUCUGCGUCACUAGCCGCGCGUGGUGCGAGUGCUAAGGAUGGUAGAAGUAGCACCAGCAGAGCUUCAGGCACUAAGGAGGAUAGAAGCACUAGCACCAGCACCAGCACAGCUUCAGGUGCUAAGGACGCCGCUAGCAGCGUUGGGAGAGCAAAGAAUGCGCCAGGUGAAAGCGGUGGGGAUGAUCAGAGGAUGGUUCUCUGCACCUUCCUUGACGCCACGGAGCAGCGGCUGCGCCAGGUGCUCAUGCUGCAGCAGCUGAGGGAGUGCGCGCAGCUGGCCACGCCGUCACAUGCCGCACCGCCCCAACCAGGUUCAGACGGCGGUCAGAGUGCUCCCACUCAUGCCGUCUCUCCCUCUGCUGCCUCUCCGCCUGGCGCCUCUCCCCCUGGCGCUGCUUCUGAACGGGGUGCCUCUGCCAGCAGUGCUGCUGCUGGUGCUGCUGGUGAUGCUGGUGCUGGUGCGGGUGCUGGUGCGGGUGCUGGUGGUGAUGCUGCUGGGCACGAUGCUGGUGGGCGCGAUGCUGGUGGGGGUGAUGGUGGGGAUGGCGGUGGGGAGGGCGACGAGCGCGUGUGUCUGUGGAGGGAGGCGGAGUGGCUGAUGGAGAGAGUGAAGGCAGCGCUGCAGCUGGGCCAUGAGAAUGCCAAGUUCCGAGCCAUCUUUGACCUCUCCAUUGUGAGUCAACGAGCCAUCUUUGACCUCUCCAUUGUGAGUCAACGAGCCAUCUUUGACCUCCCCAUUGUGAGUCAACGAGCCAUCUUUGACCUCUCCAUUGUGAGUCAACGAGCCAUCUUUGACCUCCCCAUUGUGAGUCAACGAGCCAUCUUUGACCUCUCCAUUGUGAGUCAACGAGCCAUCUUUGACCUCUCCAUUGACCCCAUUCAGCUGUUCACCUUCACCAGGGCAGGCGCCCCGCUCCCCAAGUGCAACGACGCCACGGACCCCAUUCAGGUGUUCACGACACCCGACUUCACUCUGCGCGAGUGCAACGACGCCACGGUCCAGAUCAUGGGGUACCCCUCCAAAGAGGCGGCGCUCGCCAGCAUGAGCAUCGUCAAGCAGUCGCCCGAGUUCCAGCCCAACGGGCGGCAGAGUUUGGAGUAUUUCUUGGAGAUCCUGGACGGCAUUAUGAAAGGGGGUGGCGUGGAGCCCUUUGAGUGGGACAUGUUUUCCUUGGAUGGCCGCGCGUGCACCGUGCUCGUCAAAGGCAAGGUCGUGGCGGUUAAUGGGAUUUCAUAUUAUGUAAGCGUGUGGCACGACAUAACGGACAUGAAGCGCAAGGAGGAGGAGCUGAAGGCGGCCAAGGAGGCGGCAGAGGCGGGCAGCGAGGCGAAGAACCGGUUUCUGGCGAACAUGAGCCACGAGCUGCGCACGCCCUUGAACGGCGUCAUCGGCGUUGCCGACCUGCUGCUGCGCACGCCGCUCUCCCCGCAGCAGCGCUCCUACGUGGACGUGAUUUCGUCGUCUGGCAACGCCCUCAUCCACAUCAUCUCAGACGUCCUCGAUAUAUCAAGAAUCGAGACUCACUCGCUCGUCCUCGACUGCUCCCCGUUCAACCUUCACCACACCGUGAACGAGGCCGUUGAGGCAGUGAGGAUCGCCGCACAAGGCAAAAAACUCAAGCUAUGCAGCCGGAUGGGCGUGGGCGUGCCGGCGUGGGUGGAGGGCGAUCAGCUGAGGGUGCGGCAGAUUCUCCUCAACCUGCUCUCCAACGCCAUCAAGUUCACCGACGCCGGCCGCGUGGACCUCACGGUCGCUGUGUGCUCCAACCCCUUUGAAAAGGAAAAUGGUAAAAGUCAUCCUCAGGUGGCUUCUCCUGGUUUUGAUGCAGAGACAAGGGUGGCAGGAGAGGCAGAGAGGCCUGUAGCGGGACAGGUGGAAAGGGGUCGGGAGUCAACUGAUUGUGGAGGUGAGCAGGAGAGGGAGGGGGACCAACCAAGGCAUGAAGGAAGGUGUUUACCUGGCACACCGAAAUCAGCAGCAGCAGGAACUGAGGUAGCAGCAGCAGCAGCAGCAGCAGCAUCAGCAGAAGGAGGCAGUCGUGGUGAAGGCAGAGGGGGGAGGGGAGACAUGGCAGAGGCAGAGGAAGAUGAGGUGAGUGCGCGUGUGCGGGAGGACUUGGACCGCAUACUGAAUGAGCCGUGGGUGCUCACUCCCGCCACCGCCUCGCUCGCUGCGGCUGAGGCUGGCCUUGCUGCUGCCUCGCUCUCGUGCCCCUCAAGAGUGUCUGAUGCCCUGGCUGUAGCACCAGCUGUAGCACCAGCUGUGGCACCAGCUGUGGCACCAGAUGUGGCACCAGCUGUGGCACCAGCUGUAGCACCAGCUCUGGCACCAGCUGUAGCACCAGCUGUAGCAGCAGCAGGUGAUGCAGACACAGCAGCUACAGCUACAGCUGUAUCUGUGCCCUCUGCAUCAGGAGCAGCGGAGGCAAUGGAGCUAUCAGAUGCACCAGCUGUAGCAGCAGCACUGGAGCAGCCCGCUUUCGAAGCAGCAGCCGCUGCACCAGAGGCUGACGACGGCCAGAGAUGCAAGGAAGACAGAGAGCACGCUGCUGUAGCAAGCUCCGCUGCACCAAGCUCUGCUGCACCACAUGCAGGGAAUGCAGCCUCCACUGCACCAGAUGCAGGGAAUGCAAGCUCCGCUGCUGCUGGGGCAAGAGAUACAGCGGAAGGCGCGAGGUGCAAGGAGGAUACGGAGUUCGCUGCUGUAGCAAGCUCCGCUGCCGCUGAUUCUGCAGCCGAUGCUGCGGCCGUCUCCAUCCUGUCCUUCCACGCCCAUGCGCCGACCAACCAGGCCCAAGAGCCAGGAGAAACGGGAGCAAACCGGACGGGAGGGAGAGACGGGGGAGGCGGGAAGGAACGAGGGAUAACGGAGGACGGGGAAGGGCGGGUGUGGGUGAGAAUCGACGUGAAGGACACGGGUAUGGGUCUGUCGGCAGACGCGAUGUCUCGACUAUUCGCCCCUUUCUGGCAGGUGGACGACUCGUCGUGCCGCAAGCAUGGCGGCACGGGCCUGGGUCUGUCCAUCUGCCGCUCGCUGGCGUCACUCAUGGGGGGCUGCAUCUCCGUCACCUCCACGCCCCACCAAGGCUCCACCUUCUCCCUCUCCCUGCCCUUCGCCCCUGCUGCUGCUGCUGUUGCUGCUGCUCGCUCUGGAGGGGGGAUUUUCCAGCAGCCAAGGGAGGAGGGGGUGAGGAGUGGUUUGGCAGGGUUAGGGGUUUGUAACGAAGGGGUGGCGAGGACCAUAGCGGGUGUAGAGACGAAGAGCGUAGUGGUUGAUUUGCAGCGCGGAAGAGGGGCAGGGGCAGAGAAGCGGGCAGAAAGGAGGUCGGAUUUUGUAGUGGAAGAGCAGGGAGAGGGGAUUGAGAGGGCUGGGAGGGAAGGGGCAGGUUUACAGCAGCAGCAGCCGCCACCACAGCAGCAGCGGCAGCAGCAGCAGCCAGGGAGCACUGGGGUGGCAGGAGGCUUGGGGGCGAAACGGAGAGCAGAGCAGGGUGACCUGGAAGGGCAAAGGAAGCGACUGAGGGGCUCCAGUGGGGAAGAGGGGGAAGAGGGGGAAGCGGGAGAGGAGGAGGGAGAUGAUGAGGAAGAGGAGGAAGAGGAGGAAGGGGUGGAAAUGGAAGAGGAGGAAGUGGAGGAAGGGGAGGAAAGUUUGAGGGAAGAGCAUGGGAAAAAGAAAGAAGAGGCAGGAGCUGAAAAUAGGAGCUGGGGGCGAGGUGGUCUAUCACUGGCGAGUUCUCUAUCUCACAACAACAGCAAUAGCAAGGGCGGCCGCCGGAGCAGCGGGAGCGGGCGCAGCGGCAGGAGCACGGGGUUUGAGGGGCUGCGGUGCCUGGUGGUGGAGGACAACGCGGUGAACCGCAUGGUGGUGGUGCAGCUGCUGAGGAACCUGCGAGUGGCGUGCGACGUGGCAGAGAACGGCCGCAAGGCCGUGGAGGCCUGCACCGCCACCAACUACCACGUCAUCUUCAUGGAUUGCCACAUGCCAGUGAUGGACGGGUUUGAAGCCACCACUCGCAUCCGACAGCUACAGUCCAACGCCCAUAUCGCUCACAUCCCUAGCACAAACACUAAUACAACCCCGGUCACAAACACUAAUACCACCACCCGGGUCUCCAACUCUCAUCUAACCGAAGCCCCAGAUGCUCCUGGGAUAAUUGAAGUACUGAGAGGGGACGAAGAGAGGACACAGCAAGAGAAGGUGGUUCAGCGGUCGACCAUAUACGCGGUGACUGCGAGCACAAUGAAGCACGAGAGAGACAAGUGCGCGGAUGCGGGCAUGGAUGGGUUCUUAGCCAAGCCGAUACGGCUGAGGGAUUUAGAGCAGGUGCUUGCGCAGAUAGUCGCCAGGGAUCAGUAGGAGGUGCACGGUUCACCAUAGAAUACAUGUAUGCACUGCUAGUGAGCACACCAGAGUGUCAAAUUUAACGAAUUGAUAGAGCCAUGGCAUACAAGGGAAUAUAACCUAGUGGAUUGUACUCUCUAAGGUACAAUCU
Messenger RNA from Closterium sp. NIES-67, 5666 nucleotides. Lineage: Eukaryota; Viridiplantae; Streptophyta; Zygnematophyceae; Desmidiales; Closteriaceae. The record is from the annotation of a GenBank genome assembly.